Musa acuminata subsp. malaccensis (wild Malaysian banana) is the source of this 1419-nucleotide messenger RNA. Its product is annotated as serine/threonine-protein kinase SAPK7. Gene Ontology annotation, biological process: protein phosphorylation; intracellular signal transduction. Gene Ontology annotation, molecular function: protein serine/threonine kinase activity; ATP binding. The record is from RefSeq and is a predicted model, not a curated record. NCBI's taxonomy places the organism in Eukaryota, Viridiplantae, Streptophyta, Magnoliopsida, Zingiberales, Musaceae.
GAGAGAGAGAGAGAGAGAGAGAGAGAGAGAGAGAGAGAGGUACCUGCGCGGCUGCUGCUGCUGCUGUCGGAACGACGAAACAAGCUUUGCGCGCUUGCUUCGAUAUCGAGACGCCCGAAGAGGAGGGGAUCGGUGGAGUAGAGGGGGGGAAGGGAGGAUGGAGAGGUACGAGGUGGUGCGGGACAUCGGCUCGGGGAACUUCGGGGUGGCGAAGCUGAUGCGGCACAAGGAGACCAAGGAGCUCGUCGCCAUGAAGUAUAUCGAGCGAGGCCCUCGGAUCGAUGAGAACGUGGCGAGGGAGAUCGUCAACCACCGGUCGCUUCUCCAUCCCAACAUCAUCCGCUUCAAGGAGGUCGUGCUGACGCCGACGCAUCUGGCGAUCGUGAUGGAGUACGCCGCAGGCGGGGAGCUCUUCGAGCGGAUCUGCGACGCCGGACGAUUCAGCGAGGACGAGGCCAGGUAUUUCUUCCAGCAACUCAUCUCCGGCGUCAGCUACUGCCACUUCCGGCAAAUAUGCCAUCGGGAUCUGAAACUGGAGAACACCUUGCUCGACGGGAGCCCGGCGCCGCGCCUCAAGAUCUGCGAUUUCGGCUACUCCAAGUCGUCGCUGCUGCACUCGAGGCCGAAAUCCACGGUGGGGACGCCCGCCUACAUCGCCCCGGAGGUCCUCUCCCGCCGUGAGUACGACGGAAAGCAAGCAGAUGUAUGGUCAUGUGGAGUAACUCUGUAUGUCAUGCUAGUGGGAGCCUAUCCAUUCGAAGACCAAAAGGAUCCUAAAAACUUCAGGAAAACCAUUGGGAGAAUAAUGUCCGUUCAGUACAAGAUACCAGACUAUGUUCACAUAUCUCAGGAUUGCAAGCAACUCAUCUCUCGGAUCUUUGUUGCCAAUCCAAUGAAGAGGAUUACAAUAAGAGAAAUCAAAAGCCAUCCUUGGUUCUUGAAGAACUUGCCCAGGGAGCUUACAGAGGCAGCGCAAGCAGUGUUCUACAGGAAGGAUAACAAUACUCCUACCUACUCCACACAGAAGGUCGAUGAGAUCAUGAAAAUACUAACAGAAGCCAGGACACCUCGAAAGCCAUCGCAGCCUGUCCCAGGCACUGUGGGCAUCGAAGACGAGUUCGAGGAAGAAGAAGGCAAGGAAGAGAACCAGGAGGAAGAACAAGAGGAAGAUGACGAUGACGACGAGUAUGAUAAGACGGUGAAAGCCGUCCAUGCUAGUGGAGAAUUUUAAGGUCAAUUGAUAUGCAACAACUAUGGAUGUUACAUAAACUAGAACAAUGUAAACCAUUUUGCCUACUAUUCUACUGCUUGUAUGGAUGAUGGAUUUGAGCAUUUUAUCUGUGUUCUAGCAGUAAGUUGUAAAGUUAUUAAAGAAUCUUGUAAAGUUGUCUGAGACAUGAAGCCCAAGGUUUUCUGUAG